AUGGACGACGAGUUGGCCGUCCCACGGUCGACGUUUGUAUUGGCUGCUGGACUUGCUGCCACGUUGGAUUCGACGAGCGUGGAAGUCGCGCGUGACACGGAAGAAGAAGAGACGGCAUUGGAAGGGGUGGCUACGGAAGCGACUGAGAAAGGUGGAGGUGGUGUGUUGGAAACUGAAGCUGUUGGUUUGAUUGAGGAAGAGACGAUUGUUUCGCUUGUUACUGUUGAGACAGAAGAAGAAGAGGUAAGUCAGGUAAUUGCUUCGGUGGAGAUUGAGCAGGAGGUUGCUGCAGCUGUCAAGAACGAGGAAGGAGGUGUCGCUGUAGCACACGCGGUUGAAAAGGAGGUUCUAACAACGUCUGGAGAAGGGGUCGAGACUACAGGGAUGAUGGAGGAAAAGGUUGUGGAAGCGGAAGGAGUCUCUGUAGCAGCAAAGCUUCCUAUUACGCAUGAUGAGUGCGAGACAGCCAUUCAGCUGGAGAGCUUCGAGGCAUCUGCGGUGGAGGUAGUCGAGUCCACUCGUGCUGCAUCGGUGGUUGAGGAUCCGAACUCUGAGAUCGACGAGACGAUGGUGAUUGAUCGGGACGUGGCAGCCACGGAAGCUGCUGACAGCAAGGCACGAACUUCUUCGCUGAGUUGCAUCCCUGACCACAUUCGCAACAACAGCUACGCGGUAUCAUCCGUGGCGGUGGCUGUCGCUGCUGCAGUCGCAGCGACUCUACUUGCGCGUAGCUGUCUGCAUUGGGACGGACUGAAACGCAUGAAGGCUAUCGAGGUCAAUCGAUCGGUCAGCUGGGAGAAGAAACAUCGAGGAAUGUUUCUGACGGUUGCGGGAGUCAAGGGACCGAAGGAACUGCUUCUGUUCGUAAUGAAGCGAGCUACGACUGCGAGCAUUACUUCGAGAGAGCACGUAGCCGACAGUUCUGUGGCUCUGAUCGCGUCUCUCAACUUGACUCGCAACGGUAGCAACGAGGAUGUUGACGUAGGCAGCCCGUUUGCUGGUGUCAAAGGAUGGGGAUGCACCAACUCUCAUCGACGAGACAAUCGUCGUGUCCGUCACGAAGAAGAGGCGACGAAAGCAGCGUGGAGUGCUACGUCUGAAGGUCUGGACGGUGUCCUUUGGUUCAGCUUUCGCCGUUCCGCUGGACAAUCGAUCGUGACGUCGUCAGGAAGCGAUAAAGGCGACCGUGUGUGCCGUAGCGGAGACGGAAGAGAGUGGAAGAUUCUGCUGGCAUUCUUCAAGAUCCUUUCCAGGCAGACGCUGGACGUGGAUAGCGCCGAGGAGACGGAGCUUGAGGCAGAUGAGAGUGGGGAUAGUGAAGAGGACGUACGGACGAUGGAGGAUGGAGGGGUUGUGGACUGGCGUGCUGACGAGGAGGCAGCUGGUGCUGACCUCGCACGUGGCCACUGUCACGUUGUAGACGCCAAGUCGGACAAGAGUUUAUCGGAGACUUUGGCAUUGACGAGUACCUCGGCUACUGCUAUGGAAGCAAAUGGAGUGAUUCCUGCUGUGAACAAGUGCGAGGAGGAAGAAGAGAGGACGAAGGCCUGGGGUCCGUAUGAAGUUGACACGAGGCCUAUUUGUGCCGUGUCCAUGCUCAUUAGCCGCUUUGAGCACCUUGCAAGAUGCAAUGCUGAAGAAGCAGCGAGCGCACGGACGCAUUCACUUCGUGCUGCUUGUGAUUCUUCGGUACUUCCCUCGCCGCCUUGGACGUGGUCUUGUAGAAGCGCUUCUUGGACUGCAGCACACGUAAAAGAGCAGUUGGAUGAGUCACUUGGAGCGGACACGAUUGAGGAAAAGGAGGGGAUGGAAGGCUUGGCAGACGAUGAAGUGGCAAAGGUCGAUGAAGCUCCUGCAUCGAAGGAGGUGAACGAGGAAGCACAAGCUGAUGCGAUGCCUAUGGUCACUAUUGAGAGAGAAGAAACUACGAUCACGAACGAGAGUGAGGAGAGCACUCGUGGCGAGGAAGUUGGGGUGGUCGAUGAUGUUGAUGGUGGUGGUGGUACCCCUGAAACGAUCCUUGUGCCGGAAGUGUCUUUUGGUGAGCUUGUUGUGAAGGAGUUGACUCUCGAGGCAGAAGAUGUCGUCAACACAUCGGAAGCGACUGGAGAAGCUUCGAAUGCAUUCGGGGGUGAGGCACUGGGACCGGAAUUGGUUGACGAGUCAGUAGACGUAGUCGAUAGCAGCGUUGUCACGCAAGACGACACAACUGAGGCCACAACUGCGGUUAAGGUCAAGACCGUUAGAUUCGCUGAAGAGAACGCUGUCAAGAAUGAAGUUGCUUCAGUAGUUUCUGAAGCUAUUGAAGAGACCCCGACCUUUGUGGAGAGGACUGAUGAGGUGGCUGAGACUGGUGUGGAAACCUGUAUGACGAAGGAGAUCACAAUUAUCGAUGGAGCGACUGAUGUAUCGACUUUGUCCGUCAAUGGACUAGGAGAUGAAGCGAUGCAAGACGACCUUGCCAAAGCUGUCCAAGAAGUUGAUGAAGACGCUGCACCAGCAGUGGUGCUGCUUAUUGAGCGAAUCGAAGCUGCUGUCGCUGACUUUUGUACCGACGAGAUCGUUGAUGCCUCGUUGUCGACCAAGGGUCAAAUUGACGAGCAGUCGAGUGACUCGGCAUCUGUAGUGAAGGAGGUGCUUCCUAUUGACGAAGAGGUUGAACCAUUACAGAUUGAAGGUGAUUGUCAGCAGAACAAGUCCAAUAUGAUGGAGAGGAGGAUACCUGAGGUCAUACAUGAAGCCCCCAGUAUCCCGACGAAAGAUAUUGCAGUAGCGAGUGAAGCUACUGCAAAGGGUAUCGUGGAAACUUCAGCACUUGCUAGUCACUUGACAAAGGCUGUUACUGAUGACAUGCCAGAAGUUGAGAAGACCCCCUGA
Molecule: messenger RNA, 2877 nt
Organism: Peronospora matthiolae
Lineage: Eukaryota; Oomycota; Peronosporomycetes; Peronosporales; Peronosporaceae
Source: the annotation of a GenBank genome assembly